Vespula vulgaris is the source of this 2492-nucleotide messenger RNA. Its product is annotated as odorant receptor 63a-like. The transcript has 10 exons. Gene Ontology annotation, biological process: sensory perception of smell; detection of chemical stimulus involved in sensory perception of smell. Lineage: Eukaryota; Metazoa; Arthropoda; Insecta; Hymenoptera; Vespidae. The record is from RefSeq and is a predicted model, not a curated record. Bases 1067 to 2140 code for a protein of 357 amino acids. Gene Ontology annotation, molecular function: odorant binding; olfactory receptor activity. Gene Ontology annotation, cellular component: plasma membrane.
UGAUUUAUAGCAGGUACAAAGAUACAGAAACCUAUUAUCCUAAACCUAUUAUCCUACUUCCUAAGGAAGAAUGUUAUGGCAAAAGAAAAAGAUCAUGAGUGAGUUUGAUAUAAUAUUAAUAUUAAUAAAUAUAUAUACGUACGUGUGGGUGAGUGUGUAUUAUGUUUCAAUAAAUAUUUUCUUGUGCAACUUCUUCUUCAGCUUAAUAUUCACUAUUUAUUCACAAAAAUAUGAAUUUAUUAUUACUGAAAUAAUAAUAAUAAUAAAAUGGAACGCAAUAUGCAAGACAUAGUGUACGGUGUGCAUAAUACGCAAAUGCAACGAAACAAGAUAAAUUGAAAAAGUAUUACCUAUACAGAAUGUGACUGUUGUGAAAAAUAUAGGAAUUCUAUAUUAAAUCCAUAGAUUUACUAGAGAUAUUAUAUGUUCGAGUAAACCAACGAUAACGAGAAAUGUUUGAAGGAGUUAUAUGAAAAUACUGGAGAAAAUGUAUUUUUCCCAUAACUAUGAAUUAUUUUCCACAAAAAAUACUCCCAUAAAUGUCCACGUCGAAAUAUGAAAAUAAUAUGUAAUAAUAUCGUGCUGUAUAACGUCAUAAAACGACUGUGAUUGAUGUCCAAGCUUUUUUUCUUUUUAUUUUCAUGUAAUAGAUAAAUGUUCAAAAUAUAACUGUGGUUUAAAGAACGACUAUCGAUCGACUAUCAUAUCUAAUUUGACAAAUUGCCCGAGAGCUAUUUCUCACAGGGAUAACACAAUUUAGCAUUAUUUACAGACUAUAAUUUUUAUACUGACUGGCACGAAUUUUGCAGUAUCAAUUUCGCAGAAGAAAAUUACGUAUAGUUAAAGCUAUAUCGAUUGGAAAUCUAUUAUACGUAAAGAAGGAAGAUUGUCGAUCAUUAUUUGCUUGACACUCUAAAUAACAGUAACAGCUUAUACGAAGUUGAAACCUCGGAAUCGAUAUUAAUAUCCAUAGUUUUCGAGCAAACUAACUAAAUCGUUCAUUCCACGAUGGACUUCUUUGAGCAACGAUAUUACGUGAUCAAUAAACGUUUUAUGUCUUUUUUUGAUGAUAAAAGUAACUGAAUUAGGAGUAACUGAUAUCGAUGCUUUCAUUGAAUGCAUCCCUCCCAUAGUGGUGAUAAAGAGUUCCAUGGUAAAAGCUUUCACUGUCGGUUUUCAUAUAAAUCACUUUCAAGUGCUUCUAAAACAUAUUGAAGAAGAUUGGCGAAAUUUGAAAGAUGUUAAAGAAAUGGCAAUUCUUUCAGAAUAUGCCGAAAGUGGUCGAAAAUUUACAAUAUGGUAUACGUUCUAUAUAAGUUUCACAACGUUAUUAUAUUUGUCAUUACCUCUAUCACCGAUCGUUCUUAACAUUUUAUCUCCGUUAAAUGAGUCAAGAAAAAUGGAACUUCUUUUUUGUACGGAAUAUUUUGUAAACGAGGAAGAUUAUUUUAAUGAAAUUUUAUUUUAUGAUUAUGCAAUUGCUGUAUUAGUAGUUGCAGUAUUAAUUGCAACUGAUACAAUGUAUAUGGUAUAUUCAGAACAUGCUUGUGGUAUAUUUGCAAUUGUAUGUUAUCGAUUAAAUAAUAUAGGUAAAUACGAGAAUAAAGAAGAAAAAUAUGACAACGAUUUUUUUAAUAAACCAAAAGAUGAUAAUUACGACGAAAUACAAGAUGAAAAAAAUUAUCAAGAACUUUCAUUAUGUGUCAAAAAGCAUAAACAUGCCAUUGAAUUCGUUGAAUUACUCCAAACAUGUUACACAGAAUCUUUAAUAACACUAUUACUACUUAAUGUAGUAGGUAUAAGCAUUACAGGAGUUCAAACUAUAAUCAAUAUACAUAAUUUGUCAGACGUAUUCAGAUUUGGUUUUUUAACAUUAGGUGAAGCAUUUCAUCUUUUUUUCUUAACAUUACCAGGUCAAAGAAUAAUAGAUCACAGUGCUAAAAUAUUUGAAGAUAGUUACGACUCAUGUUGGUACGUACUUUCCUCGAGAUGCAAAAGAACGCUUAGUUUAAUACUAUUACGUAGUAUGACACCAUGCCAAUUAAUGGCUGGUGGAUUAUAUUCCAUGACAUUAGAGAAUUAUGUUUCGCUAGUUCAAACGGCUAUGUCUUACUUUACGGUAUUAUCAUCGGUACGAUAAAAUCUAGCAAAAAUUGCAACAUCGAGCAAAUUUAAAGCCGUCACUUCAAUUACAAAUCUCUGUGUAUUAUCGUUAAACAUUAAUAGUUAAUUGUAAUAAAAGAAUUUAAACGUCAUAGAAAAUUCAUGAGGUGUGAAUAAUAUUUCAACAACAACAAAAAUCAUACAUUUAAUAUGAUAUUAUAAAAAAUAAAAAGACGAAUUACAAGAUGGAAAGAAUGUUUGAGGGAGCAACGAUUGGCGAAACGUAUUAAUACGAAAGCCAUAACGAUUAGUGUAUGUAAUUAUGCUUUAUUUUCACCAACACGAGAUUAUUAACUUGUAAUAAAUCGUAAUAUUUCACAUUUUACUUA